AUGAGGCCGUCUGUCGUCUCCAUGGGAAAGCACUUUGGAAAUCUCGGAAAGGUAAUUCUUGCGAACGCUGCGAAAUUUUCAUUUUCCGUUUUCAGAUGUACGGAGAACAUCGCUUUGCGCUGGCGCCCAACGAGCAAAAGGCGUACAAAGGAUUCGUCGAUCAGGCGUUCGUCAAAGUGUUCAAGACGUACGUCUGGGAUCAGUGGUACUACUACAUUCCGCAGGUAUUCCGAGAAAAGAUGUUUCUCCGAAAAACUACAAAAUUGCAGACGAUCGGCGCGUAUCUGCUGUACGAUUGGGCGAUCAAAACGAAUCACAUGGCGAGCCGCAAGAAUCCGGCCGAUUAUGCCAAUGACAAAUGA
Caenorhabditis sp. 36 PRJEB53466 is the source of this 362-nucleotide messenger RNA. NCBI's taxonomy places the organism in Eukaryota, Metazoa, Nematoda, Chromadorea, Rhabditida, Rhabditidae. The record is from the annotation of a GenBank genome assembly.